UGUUUGUUUCUCCAUCUGUGUGACUCUCUUCCCGCUAUAUAAAAUUGAGAAAUGUUAUGAUUGUUUGCAAAUUACAAUAGUUGAGAGUAUCAUAGGUUCCAAAGAAUAAAGCAAUGGCCACGCCCGCGGUUGUCCCUACUUCCAACCGCCAACCCACCACCGCCGUGGCCCCCUCUGACGCCGGCGUCGUCGCCGCCUUCGUUCCCAACCCGGCUUUCCGCUCCUUCCUUAACCAGAUCAUCGAGAACGUACGCAAUGGCCUUUCCCAGCGCCGCCCCUGGCGCGAGCUCGUCGACCGUUCCGCCCUCUCCAAGCCCGAAUCGUUAUCCGAAGCCACCCUCCGCAUCCGCAAGAACUACGCGUAUUUCCGGACAAACUACUACGUCAUCAUCGCCGCCGUGAUCGGAUUAUCGCUCCUCAGCAACCCUUUCACCCUCUGCCUCCUCCUCGCCCUCCUCGCCGCCUGGCUCUUCCUCUACGUCUUCCGCCCCGUCGAUCAGCCUCUCGUCAUCUUCGGCCGCGUCUUCUCCGAUUUCGAAAUCCUCGCCGCCCUCAUUCUCUCCACCGUCUUAGUCCUUUUCCUUACCAGCGUGGGACCCCUUCUCGUCACCUCAUUGCUCGUCAGCGUCGCCAUUGUUUGCGCCCAUUCAGUUUUCCGCGUCCCCGAAGAUUUCUACUUCGAAGAACAACAGGCUCAGGCUCAGGCUCCCCCCACGGGUAUCAUCUCCUUGUUGACGGGCGCUGCCACAAAAGCUGCCGCCGCUCCGGCCGCUGCGUCUCGGGUUUGAUCUGGAAUUCACAAAUUCAAUGCCGGGUUUUUUUGGGGGGUAAAUUUGUGAAAUUUUUAUUUUUCUUUUUUAGGUAGUUAUUAAGAAAAAUGACAUCAAAAUCAAAAUGAUGAUACCAUUUGUAAUUUAGAUUUGUGAUUCUUUUAAUUUAGGUGUAAAUGUAUCUUUUUGGUGAUGAUUCUUCACUUUUUGUUGGGUUAUACACUUAUUCAUGUGAUGAAUAUGCUUUCUAAAUUCACCCCGAGAGAAGCAGAGACCGCAGCACUCGUUGUCUGGU
This is a messenger RNA of Ipomoea nil (Japanese morning glory), 1065 nucleotides long. Its product is annotated as PRA1 family protein B4-like. The record is from RefSeq and is a predicted model, not a curated record. The transcript has a single exon. NCBI's taxonomy places the organism in Eukaryota, Viridiplantae, Streptophyta, Magnoliopsida, Solanales, Convolvulaceae. Bases 114 to 788 code for a protein of 224 amino acids. Gene Ontology annotation, cellular component: Golgi apparatus; endoplasmic reticulum. Gene Ontology annotation, biological process: vesicle-mediated transport.